Molecule: messenger RNA, 4011 nt
Organism: Aspergillus pseudoviridinutans
Lineage: Eukaryota; Fungi; Ascomycota; Eurotiomycetes; Eurotiales; Aspergillaceae
Exons: 10
Coding region: 1-4011 (1336 amino acids)
Biological process (GO): metal ion transport; transmembrane transport
Cellular component (GO): membrane
Molecular function (GO): protein binding; metal ion transmembrane transporter activity
Source: RefSeq, a predicted model, not a curated record
AUGGGCAACUACACCAGUGUGAGGCUGCUGCUUUCCCAGGGCGCAACCGUUGAUAUUCAACGGGCUGGCGGAAUCACUCCACUUCAUGACGCCAUCACGCAGCAAAAGGUCGACAUAGUGCAGUGCCUCCUGGAGGAAGGGGCGGAUCCUACACUGCGAGACAACGAGCAGAACUUGGCUUUCCACCUGGCUGCGCAGUUCGACUCUGCGGAGAUCUUGGAUCUCUUGUGGGCAGCGACGGCUGACCCUGAGACACAGAUAGUGGAGGUGAACGCAUUGAACAACGCGCCGCUGCAUACCGCUAGUGCGAAUAACUGCCCCAAGGUAGUGAGGUGGCUGCUGGAUAAAGGGGCCAAGGUUGAUCAGGUGGGCGACAAUCAACGCACGCCAUUGCACAUGGCAAGCAUGGAAGGAAACAACAGCAUCGUCUGGAUCUUACUGAAGAACGGAGCACAGAUAGACCCGCUAGACUCUGACUCUCGGACUCCUCUACUGCUUGCAUGUGGGAAUCUGCAGGGUGAAGUGAUGAAGACUCUGUUCUACCACUACGCCUCGACUACAACAGUCGACUCUAGUGGACGAGGCUGCCUACAUCAUGUGGUUCAGGGCCACGACCCGUUUGGUGAAGGGUCUAGAACAUUCCCGGAGUACCUUGAGUACCUUGAGGGGAGGGGUGCUGUUGUUGACCAAGAAGACCAUCGUGGAUCUACCCCGUUGAUGGAUGCAUGCCAGUACCAGAACCCGGACUUGAUCCGGACCCUUCUCGACCUCGGCGCUGAUAUCAACCGCAAAGGCCAUAUGGGCCGGACGCCUAUCUUUUACGCAUGCGAAAAGCCGGACAACGGGAGCCUCGAUCUUCUUCUGAGACGCGGUGCUGACGUUACUGUAACCAUGACUGGGGGAUCUACCCCACUCCACGUAGUGUGUAGCUGGGGGGUCAUUAGCAACGUCCGGCUUUUGCUGGAGUGCAACGCCCCCGUCACUGCUCUUGAUGGUGAUGGCAACACGCCCCUUUGCAAAGCAGCAGAUAGCAAGUCCGUUGACAUCAUGCUCGAGCUUGUCAAGACUCGCGAGUACUUUCCAAACAAUCCGGCUGCGGAUCCGGCGUUCAUUGAGCCCCCAAAGUCAGCUGCAAAAAUUGUCGGAGUCUUUCUCAAGAGAUUUGACGUGGAAGACCUUGACUAUUCGGACCGUGAUCUGGAGUCUCUACUGCACUGGGCUGUAUCGCACGGCCGCUUCGAGCUAAUCCAAAAGUGUCUUAGAUACAGACCUAGAGCAUUGUUCUGGAGAACUGGGGGAGAAGCCACAUGGCUCCAUGUAGCAGCUCAAUACGGACACAGCGGCAUUAUCAAUAACCUUUUCACUAAGAUUGAUGCCGCCAAAGAAGCCAGUGGGGGAAUUACUGCGUUGAACGUUGCAGCUGCACAUGGCCACCGCGACACAGUUCGGGCAUUGCUGGAGAUUAUAGCGAGAGGCUCUCCCAAUGCAGACGAAGCCAGUUGCGCAAAGGCUAGAGCAAUCAUUCACUGGAAUGGUCGAAGAGAAUCGCCUCUUACGCUAUCCAUCAGUCGAAACCACAAGCGCUUAGAGGAGCUUUUUUUUUCCGAGCUGAAGGCCCUAGGAGAUGUGAGCGGCAAUAUCCUCGACUCAAUCAAAGAAAGCGAGCUCCUCGAAAUACUCGCCGAGUGGGAAAAGCCGGGGCGCGAGACUGUGCUGAAGCAUUUGCUCCAGCACUGGCUACCUGCCCCGUCAAAUACAGAUGUCAGAUACUGGUCGGCUCUUCACUGGGCCGUUCACGGAUCCGCGGCCGUGGUGGUCUGGUGGCUUCUGUCAAAGGGGGGAUACAGAUCGGACGAUGCGAUCAGAGACUGCCAAAAGGAUCCUCUAGUGAAAGCAGACGCAAUCGGGCAGAUCAUUCAGAAUCUCCUACGGAAUCCACCGCCGCAGAUGUACGAGAUUGCGAAUCCGGUUGAUGACGAGCGGCCCUUUCCGCCGAGACCGAUGGGCUGGGAGGAUCAGCGACAUGAUCUCCAUGGGUUCGUCAUGAAUGUUUACUCUCGGAAUGGAAACACCGUCGUGCCAUAUACGAGAGAUACUCUCCACGGCAUCAUUUACAGCCAAGGGCCGACUGCUCUCUCAAGGCACGUGGAAAUGCUCGAACAGAAAGACUUGAAUAUCUUGAAGAAGAAGCUGGGAAAUGUUUUGAGCGAAGACCACAGCCUUCCUAAUAUCUGGAAUCGAUCUCGAACUCCAUCUGGCGGAGUCAGGAGCACUAUCACCCCUCGCCUGCUGCGGCAUGACUAUAGUGACUCCUCGGAGGACCUGAAGCUUCGUUGGAUUCAUCUGCCUGUGAAUGAAUUGCAGUUAACCAAGGACCUCGUAACGAGACUGUCGCACGACUCCGGCCGAUCGGAGAUGGACCAUAGGAACUUUAUGAAGUUCUUCAACAGAAGCUGGACCGAGCUCGCGGCAGGCGCAAGGCAACAUUAUAUGAAGCCGCUGUGUCUGCGCGCGGAAAUAAAUGAGCGCGGUAAAUACAGAACUUGCACCGCUGUCUACAUGCCGUAUCUGACACUGGGUGAAUACGACCCAAAGGAUCCCGAGAAGCGAACUCUUUCCGGACUAAAGGAAAGUGGAGUUGAUAACUUGAUCAGCAGAAGAGAUUCCAGACACAUCGCUCAUGUCCCUCUGACUCUCGACCAAUACUACUACCCUGGGAUCUCUGACACCAGCUACCGAGACGACCACCAGGUCUUCUCACAGUACCUUGAGAAGCACCAUGAGAAACUAGUGUCAACGAGCAGGUCAAAGAAGAAACAGAUAUUGAUAGUCGACCAGCUGUGGAUUUGGAUCAUAGAUGAUCAGUCAGUCAUUACAAGCACGUCCCAAAGACACGAGGAGUCGUCGACUGUGUCGUCACAAGAUGCGAGGGAUUCAUCGAUGAGCACUCUGCUGCAGCACGUCCUCAAUGACAUCACGUACGGCGAGAGCAGAGGCCGCUCAGAGCGGCCUACGUCGGUGAAUGCAGUCAUGCAGUUGGUUCUCGGGGCGGCUACUGGAUUCUUUAUAGAAAAGUGUGUACAACUUGCAGACGGCACUUUCAAAGGACCUUUGGAGGUUUUCCGCGAGUCGAUUCGUGAUGUGGCCAACAGAGAAACCGAGCUCUUCCAGAACUUCUUGAAGGAUCUCAAGCAGGAGAUUGAGAAACGCAAGGCGCGCAACGAGCGCAUUUCCUCGAGGAGCGGUCGCCCGUCGAUCAGAGAACUGCCCAACAACCCGCAUUAUAUCAUCUCGGAGGAGACAGAACUCCUCGACCAGAUUCGCGAUAUCAACGAUGAACUCCACAUGCUGCGGUCAUUGGCGGAGGAUCAGGAGAUCGUGUGGAACCAAGCAUUCCUUGGCAUGGAGACGCAAGGCCGUUUCAGUUGCACUCCUACUGAGAUUGCUCGAGAUCUGGAUGGAAUAAUCCUGGAAGCAGAGAUGACUCGUGACUCGAUCGAUACGCUGCUCGACUUGCGCCAGAAACAAGCGAGCCUUGCGGAGACCGAGGCCGGUCGACUACAAGCGAACGACACAGCGCGCCAGUCGAACAACAUCUAUGUCUUUACUCUAGUGACCAUCUUCUUCCUUCCUCUUUCCUGGCUGACUUCCCUGUUUGCACUGAACAUUACCAGCUUUCCACACAACGACGGGACGAUCGAGUACCAGCCUCAUUGGCUGUUUCCUAUCCUCUUCGGUGUGACGACCGUGUUUUUCAGUAUAGCCAUUUUCGCCCCGUUGAGGGUUGAGGCGUUCCAGGACUGGAUGUACAAUCGCCACGGGGGUGGAAGUGCUGAUGGGGGCAAGCCACCCAGUCUACGGCCACCAUCAUGGUCCAGCGCGACGAACAUUACAACGAGAGGGGGCACCAACCGACAAGAAAAGGGGUCAGGCUUCGGCUGCAGAGAUACUGGCGGAGACAAGCGCAGAGGUCUAGCUCAACAGUAUAGCGUCUUCCAGCUCGGACAGUAA